Molecule: messenger RNA, 3409 nt
Organism: Quercus robur (English oak)
Lineage: Eukaryota; Viridiplantae; Streptophyta; Magnoliopsida; Fagales; Fagaceae
Product: AP-3 complex subunit delta
Exons: 1
Coding region: 252-3188 (978 amino acids)
Biological process (GO): protein targeting to vacuole; Golgi to vacuole transport
Cellular component (GO): AP-3 adaptor complex; endosome membrane; membrane coat
Source: RefSeq, a predicted model, not a curated record
AAAAAACCAGAGAGAGACAGACACAUUGAGAGAAGAAAACAAUGAUUACCUUUCUCUAGCACAAGAAGAAGAUCAUCAAAUCAAAAACACUAAAACAAUUCCUUGAAACCCAAAAUCCCAUCCUCAAAAAUUUUCACCCUUCUCACCAAUGAUCUCUUCAUAGUUUGAUAACACACACACACACACACACCAAAUCUUGCUAUUUCAUAUCUCAUUUCUCAUCCCAAUAUCAACCUUAAAAUCCAUAGACAAUGGCUAGUUCCACUUCUUCCAUCAUGGACACACUCUUCCAACGCACCAUAGAGGACCUAAUCAAGGGCCUCCGCCUCCAACUCAUCGGCGAGUCCGCUUUCAUCUCCAAAGCCCUCGACGAGAUCCGCCGCGAGAUCAAAUCCAUAGACCCACACACCAAAUCCAACGCACUCCAAAAGCUCUCCUACCUCUCUUCUCUCCACCACUUCGACAUGUCGUGGGCUGCUUUCCAUGUCGUCGAAGUCAUGUCUUCCUCUCGCUUUUCCCACAAGAAAAUCGGUUACCAUGCUGCUUCUCUCUCCUUCAGCGACUCCACGCCUGUGCUCCUCUUGAUCACCAAUCAGCUUCGCAAAGAUUUGACCAACCCAAACAACGAGUUUGAGGUAAGUCUUGCUCUCGAAUGCCUCUCUAGAAUUGCCACUACUGAUCUUUGUAGAGACUUAACUCCUGAGAUUUUCACCCUUUUGUCGAGUACUAAGAUUUUCGUGAGAAAGAAAGCGAUUGCGCUUGUUUUGAGGGUUUUCGAGAAAUACCCAGAUGCUGUAAAGGUCUGUUUUAAGCGUUUGGUUGAGAAUUUAGAUAGUACCGAUCCUCACAUUGUGUCUGCGGUUGUUGGGGUCUUUUGUGAACUCACUUCUAAUGACCCCAAAUCGUAUCUUCCAUUGGCGCCCGAGUUUUAUAGAAUUUUAGUUGAUUCUAAGAACAAUUGGGUGUUGAUUAAGAUGUUGAAGAUUUUCACCAAGUUGGUGCUGUUGGAGCCAAGGUUGGCGAAGCGGGUUGUUGAGCCGGUUUGUGAGCAUAUGAGGAGGACUGGAGCUAAGUCGUUGAUGUUUGAGUGUGUUAGGACUGUGGUGAGUAGUUUGAGUGAGCAUGAACAAGCGGUGAAGCUUGCGGUUGUGAAGAUUCGGGAGUUGUUGCUUGAUGAUGAUCCGAAUCUUAGGUAUCUUGGAUUGAAUGCACUUUCGAUUGUUGCUCCGAAGCACUUGUGGGCUGUGUUGGAGAAUAAGGAGGUAGUAAUUAAGUGGUUGAGUGAUGAGGAUCCUAAUAUCAAGCGUGAGUCCUUGCGUCUUGUGAUGGCAAUGGUUUCUGAGAAUAAUGUGGUUGAAAUUUGCAGGGUUUUGGUGAAUUAUGCUUUAAAAUCUGAUCCAGAGUUUUGUAAUGAGAUUCUGGGGUCCAUUUUGUCGACAUGUUCUAGAAAUUUGUAUGAGAUAGUUAAUGAUUUUGAUUGGUAUGUGUCACUUCUUGGAGAAAUGUCGAGGAUUCUACAUUGCCAACAGGGGGAUGAAAUUGAGAAUCAGCUAAUUGAUAUCAGUAUGAGGGUCAGGGAUGUUAGACCAGAGCUUGUUCGGGUUGGUCGUGAUCUGCUAAUUGAUCCUGCAUUACUUAGUAACCAUUUCUUGUAUAGGAUAUUAUCUGCUGCUGCUUGGGUGUCAGGGGAGUAUGUUGAGUUCUCAAGGAAUCCGUUUGAACUUAUAGAGGCACUGUUACAACCUCGUACGAAUCUCUUGCCACCAUCAAUAAGGGCAAUAUAUAUCCAGUCUGCUUUUAAAGUAUUAAUCUUUUGUUUACAUUCUUACCUCUUACAAAGGGAAAGUACUGCUUCCUCAUAUCCUGAUACUUCGGCACUUUCUGAAUUAGCCUCUAAGAGGGAAAUGCCUGAGGGUUCUGAUUUGGCAACAUUUAAAGCUCCUUCUCACAGUGAACAGGAUGAAGUGUUCAACCCAAGGGUUUCAAAUCAAUCAUCUGAAGAGCUUUCUGUAGGAAAUGGUGGGGAUAGAACUAUUAGUCAUGGUCAGACAUCUACACCUGUUACUUCAGAGAACAGUUUCACAUAUGAAGCUGUUGUCAACCAAUUAAAUCUAAUAGAGUUGGCUCUGGGCCCACUUACAGGAAGCCAUGAUGUAGAAAUACUGGAGAGAGUGAGGAAUCUAUUAUGUUUCAUUGAGUUGAUUAAGGGAGAAAUCCUUGAGAGCUUAGUGCAGAAGGAAGAAAACUUGAAUAGUGCAGAGAUGAAAUCUUCCAAAAUCAUCAAACUGAUGAGUGAUGCCUUUUCGGAGGAGCUUGGUCCAGUCUCAGUUAGUGCUCAGGAAAGAGUUCCUAUACCAGAAGGAUUAGCGCUUAAGGAGAAUCUUAAUGAUUUGGACAUGAUCUGUGGUGAUAUUCAACUACCUUCAUCAAUUUCAUUUUCUCUGGUAAGUACUCAUUAUGAGGAGGGGGUUGGUGCUUCUCUCCCUGACCUCCAAAGCAAAGAAGAAUUGGAACCACCAAGUGAGGCCACGUCUCUACUUGCAGAACACCGUAAGCGGCAUGGGUUAUACUAUCUUACUUCAGAGAAAAAUGACAUUGUAGGAAAUGAUUAUCCACCUGCCAAUGACCCCAAGUUGCAGGAUAAUCAGAAUAAUGACACUGAAGAUCUAGUUAAGCUUACUGAGCAAUUACUUGUGUCAAAGAAAAGGCCAAACCAGGCAAAGCCUAGGCCUGUAGUGGUGAAAUUGGAUGGAGAUGUUGUACCUGUUUCAGCCAAGAGGCCAGGUCCAAAGGAUGAAUCGCUAUCUGGUGCAGUGCAGGAAGUUCUUUUGGGAAGUGACACAAAAACCUCUACAUCACGAAGUAAUCCCUCUGAUAAGUCAUCAAGUAAGAGAAAAGGCAAGGAAAAGCUAAUCACUGAUCCUUCUUCCGAACUGAAUGAAAAUUUGGGUGAUGCAGAAAAGCUUGACCAUGAAAAUCCAAGUUCAAGAAGAAGUAAACACCGUACUCAUGGUAAAGAGAGAAGACAUAAGAGUCCUGGGAAGAUUAGGGAGGAAAGGGAAGAAAAUGGUCAGAAAGAGAAGAAAAAGAGUAGUCAUCGCCAUGCUAGGCACAAAACUCGACAAAGAGCUGAUGUGCCCUUGAAUGUGGUUUCAGAAACACCAGUAAUUCCAGAUUUUCUUUUGUAGCAUUAAUGACCUGGAAUCAUUAUUUGCCAUCAGCUGUCACUCAACUUUUUUCUCCCUCAUAGUCCACCACUUUGAUUGAUGAGGUCAGUUCUGUUGUAGAUUUUACACAUUUUUUUUUUUUGGUGAGGGUUUGCCUUAUAUUUUUUGGAUGAGGGUUUGCCUUAUUUUCCAAUGUUACACAAAGUGAAUUUCUUCAAAGUAAAAUUUCAAAUUUAAAAUCA